AUUUGAACAGAACAACCCCGUUACGCUCUUAUUUUGAAAGCCGCUAUGACGCUGCUGUGACUGCUUCCGCCGUCUUGUUUACACGUGGAUAAUGGAGCCGAGCACAACAGGACUCUAAUGAGGACUUAAUCAGCAGGUUCACGGAAACAAAGAUGAGAGGAAAACAGAAGCAGCUGGUGAAGAAGAAAAACAUGGCGAGCGGCAGCAAUGAUGAAGACUCUGAUGUGGAGAAGAACUUUGUCCUGUUCACUGAGCGAGGAGGAGGAAGGACUGAGGAGGAAGAGCAGCAUCCUGGAGGAGAGGAGGGGUCUGGUGAUGAAGAGGAGGACGGAUCCGAUAGCGGGGAUGAGGAAGAGUCUGAGGAGGGAGGUGAAGAGGAUGAGGAGGAAGGAGAUGAAGAGGAGGACGGGGAUGAAGAGGAGGAGGAUGAAGACCCUGAAGAUGUUGGUGGCAGCAGUGAGAUCCAGACAAAAGAAGACAUCAGAAAAGAACUGUCUAACAUGUCCUUUGAAGACAUCAUGAAGCUGCAGAACAAGGUGGGAACCAAAGUUUACAACCAGGUCGCUUACGGCAGCGACAGGAGUCGACAAACCAGCAAGAAGAAACGACUGAACAAGAACCGUCUUUGUGUUUGUGCUGUCAGGCCCGUGGAGAUGUCGGCUAAGAAACCGGCUCCGUUCCUGCGUCAGGUCGUCCCUGUCAGGAAACUGACGCUGAGGGAUCCUCGAUUUGACGACCUGUCUGGAGAAUACAAACCUGAGAUCUUCGAGAAGACCUACAAGUUCAUUGAUGACAUCAGACACAGAGAGAAAGAGAUCAUCAAGAAGCAGCUGAAGAAGACGAAGAAGAACAACAGCAGGAAGGAGAAGCUGCAGUUCCUUCUCAAGAGAAUGGAGAACCAGGAGCGAGCGAGGAAGAGCCGAGAGCAGCAGAGAGAGAGAGAGCUGCAGUUCAAGAGGGAGCAGAGAGAACGAGCCAAUCAGGGAGCUCGGCCGUUCUUCCUCAAGAAAUCCGAGAAGAAGAAGCUGCAGCUGGCUGAGAAAUACCAGGAACUGAAGAAGAGCGGCAAACUGGAGAACUUCCUGAGCAAGAAGAGGAAGAGGAACGCCGGCAAGGACCGCAGGAAGCUGCCCAGACAGCUGCAGAACAAGAAGACCGUCUGAGACGUCCAGAAGAAGUCAACAGGAGAAGAACCUGCUGAGAGACGACAGAAGAAAACUCCUCAUCCUUCAGUCUGUUAGAAACCAAACCACCUGGAAUGAAGUGAGUCAGCCUGAUGGAGCUGGUUUCACUUCAAAGUUCUUCUAGGAUCUUCUACUGAUGAGUCUCUUCGGUGCAUUCAAGGAUUCAAGGACAGUAUCCUGGUGUUUGAGCUUCAUAGUCCAGGUGGAGGAUCUUGGCGGCUUCAAAGUCAAAGUGUCAUCAAGGAGUCCUUCAGUUGUCACCACAUCCUCAAGAAGAUGUUUUUUUUCAUAAUUAAACCCAGGAGACAAACAAGAACCAAACAUGGAUUCUGUAAAAACGGUGAAUGUGUUUUGAGCUGCCAGAUGUUGGAGAGUCCAUGAACAGUCUAAACGGUCUCUACUGUGAACGGCUGGAUGGUCUGAAGACAAAGUGUUUUGAAACUGUCAACUGUCUGGAUAAAGAAAGUCAGUCUAAAAGCUGAGAAAGUUCUUGUAUAAAACAUUUUCUGAGCUUGUUGAGGUCAGAGCUGGACAAAAGUUGUGUUGCAGGAAUGUCAUCGUCACCUUUGAAGAUGUUUAAGUUGUUCACUUCUACCAAAUACUGUGUUUUCUUUAAUAAAAGUUUUUUAGUCAGCGCUCCAUGGAAGCUCAACAGGUGGAGCAGUCGACCCAUAAA
Messenger RNA from Amphiprion ocellaris (clown anemonefish), 1860 nucleotides. It is a transcript of the gene rrp36, whose product is annotated as ribosomal RNA processing 36. The transcript is spliced from 8 exons. Bases 153 to 1163 code for a protein of 336 amino acids. Lineage: Eukaryota; Metazoa; Chordata; Actinopteri; Pomacentridae. Gene Ontology annotation, biological process: maturation of SSU-rRNA from tricistronic rRNA transcript (SSU-rRNA, 5.8S rRNA, LSU-rRNA). The record is from RefSeq and is a predicted model, not a curated record. Gene Ontology annotation, cellular component: 90S preribosome; nucleolus.